GGCCGGUCCCUUCCGCCUGCGCGUCGGUGCUGGGAGCCGCGGCCGCCGCGCCGUGAGGGGCGGGCAGCGGGCGGGAUGGGCCGGAGCCGGGCCUAGCGGCAGCGGGCAGGCGGCCGCGGCCAUGAGCGGAGCUGCGAGCUGCCAGGGGGGCGGCGGCGGCGGCGACCGGGGGCCCCGCUGGAGGAGGCCGUGGAAGCUCCUGGCCCUUGGCCUGCUCUCCGCCUCCUCAGUGCUGGCGGCCGCCCCAGGCGCCGGGGCCAUGAGCAAGGAGGAGAAGCGUCGGUUGGGAAACCAAGUGCUAGAAAUGUUUGAUCAUGCGUAUAGCAAUUAUAUGGAGCAUGCGUAUCCAGCUGAUGAACUCAUGCCUUUAACUUGUCGUGGACGAGUACGGGGUCAGGAACCAAGUCGAGGGGAUGUGGACGAUGCCUUGGGAAAGUUUUCUCUGACCUUGAUUGAUACCUUGGACACUCUUGUGGUGUUAAAUAAAACCAAAGAGUUUGAAGAGGCUGUAAAAAAAGUAAUAAAGGAUGUUAAUUUAGAUAACGACAUAGUUGUAUCUGUCUUUGAAACCAACAUAAGAGUCCUUGGAGGUCUCCUAGGUGGGCAUUCGGUGGCAAUUAUGCUGAAAGAAAAAGGUGAAUAUAUGCAGUGGUACAACGGUGAACUUCUGCACAUGGCAAAGGAACUAGGUUACAAGCUUUUACCUGCUUUUAACACCACUAGUGGUCUCCCUUAUCCAAGAGUUAACUUAAAAUUCGGUGUAAGACAUCCAGAAGCACGAACAGGAACAGAAACCGAUACCUGUACAGCUUGUGCAGGUACCUUGAUCCUUGAGUUUGCAGCUUUAAGCCGAUUCACAGGAACAUCUAUAUUUGAGGAAUAUGCACGGAAAGCGCUUGAUUUUAUUUGGGAAAAGAGACAGCGCAGCAGCAAUUUAGUGGGCGUUACUAUUAAUAUUCAUACUGGAGACUGGGUCCGCAAAGAUAGUGGAGUUGGAGCAGGAAUAGAUUCAUAUUAUGAAUAUUUAUUAAAAGCCUAUGUCUUGCUGGGAGAUGACAGUUUCCUGGAAAGAUUUAACACGCACUACGAUGCCAUAAUGAGAUACAUUAGCCAACCACCUCUUCUUCUUGAUGUUCAUAUUCAUAAACCAAUGCUAAAUGCUAGGACCUGGAUGGAUUCUUUGCUAGCUUUCUUCCCUGGAUUGCAGGUGUUGAAGGGUGAUAUUAGACCUGCAAUUGAAACUCAUGAGAUGCUGUAUCAGGUUAUAAAAAAGCAUAACUUCCUUCCGGAGGCAUUCACAACAGACUUUAGAGUUCACUGGGCUCAGCAUCCUUUAAGGCCUGAAUUUGCUGAAAGCACUUACUUCUUGUAUAAGGCUACUGGAGACCCUUAUUAUCUAGAAGUAGGAAAAACACUCAUUGAAAACUUGAACAAGUAUGCAAGAGUACCUUGUGGUUUUGCUGCAAUGAAGGAUGUUCGUACAGGAAGUCAUGAAGACAGAAUGGACUCUUUCUUUCUGGCUGAAAUGUUUAAAUAUCUUUACCUGCUAUUUGCUGAUAAGGAAGACAUGAUUUUCGACAUUGAAGACUAUAUCUUCACUACAGAAGCUCAUCUAUUACCACUUUGGCUUUCCACUACAAACCAAACCAUCUCUAAAAAAAAUACAACUACAGAAUACACAGAGCUGGACGACAGCAACUUUGACUGGACCUGUCCGAACACCCAGAUUCUUUUCCCAAAUGACCCUAUGUUUGCUCAGAGUAUUCGCGAACCUUUGAAAAAUGUGGUGGAUAAGAGCUGUCCUAGGGGUAUUUCCAGAGCAGAAGAGAGUUUGGGAAGUGGACCAAAACCACCGUUAAGAGCCAGAGAUUUCAUGGCCAGUAAUCCCGAACACUUGGAGAUACUGAAGAAGAUGGGAGUCAGUUUGAUUCAUCUGAAAGAUGGAAGAGUACAAUUAGUACAGCAUGCAGUGCAAGCAGCAAGUUCACUUGAUGCUGAAGAUGGCUUACGGUUCAUGCAGGAAAUGAUUGAACUCUCCAGUCAGCAACAGAAAGAGCAACAGCUACCUCCUCGUGCUGUUCAAAUCGUUUCCCAUCCAUUCUUUGGCAGGGUGGUCUUGACUGCUGGACCAGCACAAUUCGGGAUGGACUUAUCCAAACACAAAGCAGGGACAAGAGGAUUUGUUGCAACCAUUAAGCCAUAUAAUGGAUGCUCAGAGAUCACUAAUCCUGAGGCAGUGAAAGAGAAAAUUGCUCUGAUGCAAAGAGGCCAGUGUAUGUUUGCUGAAAAGGCACGAAACAUUCAAAAAGCUGGAGCAAUAGGAGGCAUUGUUAUUGAUGACAAUGAGGGAAGCAGUAGUGACACAGCUCCUCUCUUCCAAAUGGCCGGUGAUGGAAAGAAUACAGAUGAUAUCACGAUUCCCAUGCUCUUCCUCUUCAACAAGGAAGGAAACAUUAUACUGGAUGCAAUCCGGGAGUAUGAGGCCGUGGAGGUGCUCCUUUCUGAUAAAGCUAAAGACAGAGACUUGGAAAUGGAGAAUAUGGACCAGAAGUUAUCUGAAAAUGAUUCACAUAAACAGAAUUCGGAAGAAGCUACUUCAGCAUCUCAGGAUGGGGGUGCGGUCAGUGAGGAGCCUGAAGAAGGAGAAAACUCUGAUGUUGCUGACCCUGAUUCUUUAUCUCCUGCUCACGCAGACAGUGACACCGUUUCCAAUUUAAAUCAGGAUUCCUACGUCCCUGAAACCGAUGAGGCUAGUGCUCCAGAGCUGGCAUGUACACAGGGUGAUAACCAGCCUCAGGAACAAAAGACCGAGACAGAGUCAAAUUCCAAAGUUAACUGGGAUAAUAAAGUCCAACCUAUGGAAUCCAUAUUAGCAGACUGGAAUGAAGAUAUAGAAGCAUUUGAAAUGAUGGAGAAGGAUGAGCUAUGACUUGUAAUAAUAACUUAUUUGUUAGUAAACAAAUGGAGAACUCUUUGGGUAGAAGUGAGGCCCUGAUAUCUGAGAACUAGAAAAUAUAUUCAGUAUUGUGAUGAGCAACCAGGUUUCGCCUGGAAAUUACCACAGAAAUCCAGCACGCACUCUUUGUAUUGUUUUAGUUUUUCCUGUUUAAAAAUGGGAACGUGCAAUCGAAGCAUUUGUCUGGCUCCACUGCAUGGUGCUGUAAUCCAGGAGGCUCAUUCAGGGAACGAGCCCGACUUCUGUGUUCCAGGCCCCGAGAGGUCCCGCUCCCUUGGUCUCUGGAAGGCAAAAGUUGAACGCAGUGGGGUUCACGUACCACGUAACGGUUAUCGAUGAGAGCACUUGAGGGCAGUAGGUCAGCCACUGUUCUGGUUGGAGCGAAGGUGCGGUUUCACUGAUCUCUGCUGAGCUGAAGGCCUUCACUGAUAGCAGCGGGUGAAAUCGUGUUUCCAGUUGUCGUGUCUUUAAGACACAGCUAGAAGCAGUUUGAUUUUUGUCCUGACAUAUCAUACCGAGACAUAGUAGUGUUGCUCAUCACUCCUUCCAUCUGUUACCAUGAAGAACGACCACGAUGACAUGUGAGUGUUUCCUUCCGCUCCGCUUCCAACUAGAGAAACCGUAUAAACCAAAGGUGAUGUGUACUUUGUAAGCAGGUUCCACCAGGGACACUAAGACAGCCUUGCUCGGUCGGGGUCCGCCAAAGGUUCACGGUGUGUUGUGAAAGUUCUGCUCGAGGUUAAGGUAAAGUGGAUAAGGUUGAAAAAACUCAAUCUACCCCGAGAUACGGAAUUUAAGCUGGCAAUAUUCUCUGAAAGGACACUAAACAGAACUAGAUCAGCUAUAACAAAAAUCUUCCUUUUUCUACAAGUUUGACUUCUAACGGCUUAACUUUGUUGUCAUUCUUUUUAUAUGCAACUUCUAUACGUGUGAUACUUAAGGCAAUGAGGCCAGUAGUGAAGCGCAACAAUUUUGGCUGUUGGGUCCAUAGUUCAAAGUAUAGUGGCGUGAACUGCGAUGAUGAGAGGUAUGUUACUCUGGGCUUUGGGAGUUUGUUACAGGUAAGUGGGAGUCCUAAUUAGUUAUCCCUAUUAUGAAAAACAUUAUUUAAAUAAAAAUGGGGAUGUUUAACCAACUGAGAGACGUUUUGACUGUGUCCAAAGAAACUGCCAAAAACUAAUGAACUUGACUUAUGUAAACUGCUUUUAGUGAAUUGUGGUUCAAAGAAUUGUUUUAUAUUAAAGAAUAAAUUAACACUGCCUAUAUGCUGCACCAGGCUAAAAAUGAAGGUUUAUCUUCACCUUUACAAUGGGGGAAAAAAAACCCCAACAAAAAAAAGCCCCGAUCUGAAUUGCACCUUUCAUUUAGCUGGUGAAAUUAUGCGUGCUGAAUAUGCAACUGUUAAUUAGUACAGCCAUACUGUAUUUAUUUAUGUAUACUCCUGUACAGUAUGAAUGGAGAAAUCCCAGGCAAAUGUUGUAUACAUGUAUGCUUAAUGCCACUUGCUUUCAAGAGUUUCAAAAUGCACAGGCACCUUUUGAGAGCAUGACAGUCAAUCAGAAUAUUAUCCAUAAACUGAAUGAGAACUUUAAAUCACUAGGAGGUAAUUCCGAGGAGGGAAUGAAGCGGUAGUGGAAUAGUGAAUAAGUGUCCUUUCAAAUAAAUUAGCUUUUAAACAUAGUUCUAAUUCCUUUGCACAAAUAACUGUCUGGAGGUUUGGACUGAAUGAGUAGGGCUUGAAGCAGCUGGGGUUUUUCAGGUGAGAACUUAUUUUUUACUUAUGUUUUUUUGUUACGUGAGUUUCUUCAUGUAAGAAAUUUGAUCAUGGGAGACUUUUAAGUGUCCUUCGUUCCUUGGAGCCCUGGCCGCACCCGAGGGAUGCUGCGUUCCCCCGGUAGUGCCCAGGCUCGAAGCGACGUGGCCAGGCGCAAGUCAGCUGCAGGAUCAAAACCAUCAGGUGCAGAUCAAAAGUCUUCACUCUGAUAAUUCCUUUGGUCUGUCAGUGCUUUGUGCCACAAAAAGGAGCAUUUUUGUUCCCGUGCUCUUCGCCAUGGACGACAUCUUCAUACUUGUUAGCUCUUUUGGUGGAAAUAGAAUUAUUUUUCUAGCUACAGAGGCCCUCUGGUCAUUAUGUUAAGACUGUCAAUACAGCAACUAAAGGUUUUCUUUGGUUUUGUUUUUUUUUUUACUUGCAGAAAAUUUAGGUGUAGAUGUAAAAUUUUAUUAAAAGAUUAACUUUCCUUGCCACCACCAGCUCAUUUUUAUGUAACUGCUUUUUCCAAAUCUAUUGUUAAAGCAGAGACGUUAGCUGUCCUUUUAAGGGAUUUUGGAACGAUCCCACAACUCCGUAUGGGUUUGAAGCAUCGUUUUGGUGGUGGCCUACCUCAGAUAACUCUUGCCUCCUUCCUUUUGGGUUGGUUUUUUUUGUUUCAGUUUGUUUUGCUUUACCUUUGAAACCAUCAUGAGAGCCAUAGUGGUGUUUACAGAACGGAAUGGGGUAAGGUUGACCUUUUGGGAGAGAGGACUAAAUUGGGAGAGGGGCAGUUUUAUUCAGGUUAUUUUCACUUUGUAUUUCCUUAUGAGGAAAUUAGGCUUUAGUUGAACCUUUUCAUAUCCUUCUGAAAAGAAUUCAGUUUUCUGUCACUGUCAUCUUAAAAGGCAAAAAGAAUGUAUUCAUCAGAAACCCCAAACCCUUUUGGAGAGGGGAGUAAGGCUUCUUCCCGAACUUUUAGAAAUCUGCUCCCUCCGUGUGGAAUAUUGCUCGUACAUCACAAAUCAGUAAUCGCCUCUUUCUUUGCACGGUAUUCUACAUUUAUUUGUAUGGUAUUGAACACUGAAGAAUUCAGGAAUCACAGCUGGAACUAGCACUUACUCCAUGCCAUGUAAUUCAGAUCAGCCAAUUAAUUUCUCAUUUGAUUUUAGAGGAAUCUUCUCAGUUGUUUACAUUUAUUGUUUCUUAAUGAAGUUUCAAAACGAGCCCAGCUUUGGUUCUCCUCCUCUUCCUGCCAGCGUACCUGAGGGUGUAGCGUUAGGCACGGAUAAGUGUAUGUGAGAGGUUAAAAACGGGACAUCUUAUGCAAAAGGCAUCAGUCAGAACAUAGAAAAAAACAAACCCAUUCUGUGAAUGAAAUAUUGUAUGUUCAGAUUUUAUAAGAUUUUUUUUUUAGCCAGCCCAAUUUACAGCCGUAUAUUUUCUUAUGAAAGAUGUCUAAUAACAGGUGCUGUAACACUAUUGUUGGGUUUUACUCUGGUGAUAAGUGUAUACAAUAUUUCUAAGGGCAACUAUGUACUGUGAUGUAAAAGUCUGGGCUAAAAUGUAUAUAAUCUGUGUACAUAAUUGUGUACUUGAUUAUAACUGCUGAUUGUAAAGAUUUAAUAAAAUGUAAAUAUUCUGGUC
Molecule: messenger RNA, 6353 nt
Organism: Grus americana (Whooping crane)
Lineage: Eukaryota; Metazoa; Chordata; Aves; Gruiformes; Gruidae
Gene: EDEM3
Product: ER degradation enhancing alpha-mannosidase like protein 3
Exons: 21
Coding region: 122-2929 (935 amino acids)
Biological process (GO): endoplasmic reticulum mannose trimming; carbohydrate metabolic process; mannose trimming involved in glycoprotein ERAD pathway
Cellular component (GO): membrane; endoplasmic reticulum
Molecular function (GO): mannosyl-oligosaccharide 1,2-alpha-mannosidase activity; calcium ion binding
Source: RefSeq, a predicted model, not a curated record